AAACAUGUCCGCCCUCAGAAUACGGGACCCCUAGUUGUCCUACCUCUACCAAUCACAUACCGCUUGUAAACAAAACACGUGGUUGAGUCGCUGUGGAAGUGAAUGGUUGUGAUGCCGGUGACGUGUAGUUUGCCUGUGUUUUUUCGAACGUAGCACGUCUACAAUGUGUGCUGCCUUUUAGUGCGGUCGCUUCCGUCGUGCGCGUCGCGUUUAGAUCUAGUCAAGCAAAAGCAACUAAGAUGAAGCUUCAAGAGAUUGUCAGGUUACUACUCGCUGGAACCAUCGUCGGCAUUUGCAGCUCACAGAAUGACUCCGAACAAGACGAGACGCCGGCUCAAGUUCUACACUACCGAAAGCUUUUCAAGCUUCGUCGGCAAGAGAGGCUGGAAGCCGUGAAGAGCAUACUAAAGCUGGACAACAUGGAAAAACAAGCCAAGCUCGUCAACAUCGUUUUAGGAAAAAUCGCAGAGGUGCUCACGGCAUCCAAAGUGAAGCUGGAGAACUCUGACUACAUUCCGGGGGGCAACUUCCCCCACGACGACGAGACUAGGGAUGCCCUCUCCCAGGUCCUCGAGAACACGGCGUUUUUCGGGGAGAUUGUGCUGCGUCUGCCGGACAUCUCUCACGCUGUGCUGGGGGAGAACAAGGUUAGCGCCCUGAUGGUCCACUGGGCGGUCGGGUUCGCCAACUCGACGGGUUUUUACGACGACACGACGACCGAGCUCAUUGGCCUGGUUGCUCAAGAGUUGGGGCUGGUUGACAAGGACCCCAGUUACCACAACCCGUACGCUGCCAAACACGCAAAGGUGACGCAACCCGCGGCAGCGGAAGAAGCUCGGAAGCCCAAAAAGCCGAAAAAGAAAAUCCAGCGAGGUCCAAGACUGAGCAGGAAAGAGCUGUGAUCACCAAUCAAUCACCUUUUUUUUUAACGACCGAGGUGACUCGCCAUUUGCACCGGUACGCACUGCACCCUACAUGUCAUUCCAUGUUUGCCGUAGAGAGCAAAUCUUCACUUCUGUGUUUACACAUUUCCAAAGUCACGCCACGCUCUCCAAGCGUCAAUGGCGUCGCCCAUCACCAAUCUGAAGUUUGUUGCCCAACUGUUUGUGAUAAAAAGUGUUGUUCUAGUGGUUGCAUUGGUAGGUGGUGCUCCAUAGACCAGAUGACAAAAUUCUGGCGUUCUCUUUUGUGCGCCUGAAACGCUUGGGGGUUUGGGUGUUACACGAUCAGACAAGGCAGGGCUCCUGUCUGUGUCCAUGUUGUCACCCUAAUCUGUGUACCAUAUAACCAACCCACUUACCCCGACUUCAACGCUUGGAUUUCAACAGGUUUGUUUGGUCAGUCUGUUCCUAGUUUUCCGCUCUGCCAAAAACUGAGGACGAACAUUCUCGGAACAAAAUUUUGUCCUGGUCGGUUCGAACUGUAAACACGGAACGCUAUAGAUUUGACUGUGGCUUGCACAAGUUGAGACAAUCGAAGGGUGUCGACGAAUUAUUGGCAAAACGUUUCUCUGGGUUACCACAGCAACAUAUCUUCAGCAAGUGUUGCUGGGACACAAGGCUGCAAAAAUAGCAUCAAACUCAAGUCUGGCCCCAUUUUUUUUUUAGUGCAGUUUGAAGCAAACUUUUUUUUUUAACAAAAGCUGUUUUUAAAUUUGAAAAAGCUGUUAAAAAUCUGGAUGCAAAUACCUUAACGAUAUUGUCUGCAAAGUUUUGUUUUUUCUGGGUAGUGGGAGCUAUGUAACCGCAUAUUAAAAUUUUGCUGUAGCCUUGCCCCCAGCUGCACGCCAAGUGCAAGAGAGGAAAGAGAAAAAUUAGCGCAAGUGACAAAGUCGGAUGAUUUUAUCCCACGACACCUUAGAUAACAGGCAGCAGAGAAGCUGGCCCCAUGCAGCGAUUGCUGUAACUCUUUCUAAUACACAAGUGGUUUAGACUAAACUGCCCAACAUCACAGCACCAACUGACUUCAGGAGUCAGAAAGCUACAGACCUUUUCAUCUCUGUAGUUGCCCACUCGCCGCCAUUAGGUUGCUUCAAUUUGGUUGGCUUCGGUUUCAAUGCAAGCACGGCUGUGUUGCUGAUUUUUACGGCGGAGCUGUUAAGGGCAAGUUUCCCCAGGAUUGUGUGCGGUACCAAACAAAUGUCAACACCCGCGGCCGAUACAACACUGGUUGCCGCCGUCGCUCCUUGAUGGCGGUAGCUGUCCUGAGUGUUCAUUGUUGUUUCUGCUUAAUUUUGGAAUACAGAUGAGCCUCUUGAACACAAAACUAAUUAAAUAGUGGUACUGAGCCACUCUGAGAACCACGAAGUGAUUUCGAACCGAAAUUGGGGGCUCUUUGGCAAACAGAUUUGAUGCUUCCAAUAUCACCUAAAGAAGCGCUAAAAAUUGCGGCAGCUUAGCUCGGCUAUACGUAGCGUGAGCUUAUGCGCACAAAAUGAGAGGCGCUAUUAAGCGGCUCCGGUGCAGCGUCAGACUUGGCUACUGUGCAAUGGAGGCGCACAGCUGGGCACACGGUGGCACCAGUAUGUCUGCCGCAGCCACGACGUCACUCCUUUGGAAUGUGCAGACAGGCAAGGCGGGCGCGGCGGCGUCGUCUCUGGCGUGCCAGCUGUGUGUUGUGCGACGUCACUGGUCCUCGCACUUGCGCAGCACGGCUCUUUGGGAGCCAGGCGAAACUGCUCAACCUCGGCCAGUGUAGCUCACGCUACAAAAACACAAGGACGAGGAAGUAGACAGACAAGACCGCUUUUGUCUGUGUACUUUCUCGUCCUUGUAUGUUUUGCGCUUCUUUAGGUGCUCAUGAACCAACUGACCCAAAUUGCUACCUUAAUGCAGUUUAAUUUCCAACUAUGUUCAUAAUUAAUUUUGCCCAUGUUCGGUGGUAAAACGCCCGAGCUGAUGAGGUUAUUACCAUCAUCUGCUACUGUAUCCACUCACAGAAGUUUCCAAAAAAAAAAAAAUAAACUAAUGAAUAGACAAAUACACAAAUUCAUGGUGAAGCAGUUUGGCAGCCUAAUUAUCAGUGUGCUGAAUCAAAAAGAACAUGUGAACUUGCAAGUUAUGUUUGGUUUUCGUGGGCACCACCAUUUUAACUUUUUAGACUAGGCCGAGUAGAACAUUUUUGAAUUUUCAACCCUUCUAAAGUACUUAACGUUUCACAAUAAGUAUUUACACUUAGUCACUAUAUCUACACGGGUUGAAGCAACCCAAUGGCAGUCGUGUCACGCGGUUUCAAGAUGGCAGCGUCCAUGCGACUGAGUGUGAAAAGGUCUAUAGUAGGCCACUCCCAUUUAUUUUUUUAUGCUUCAGCAGCUUAACUAACACACCCAGCAUCUCGCAGCUCAACCUUCAAGGACAUACUUCGGCUUUGGGAGCAUAUGUGUAGGUGUAAAGCCCCUCUAUACAUAAAAGAAAGAAGAUUCAUUGUUCAAAAUAUUCUUCCUCACCAGUGCCUUUGCUAAAAAAAUGGCUUCGUACAGCCCAGGAGAUAAGGGCCAGGAGGGGAGGAUUCUCACCAUUUUUUUUCAUUUUACAACCAGGAAGGUGUUUUGGCAGACAGAAAGACGACGGCACUCCACUUCUUUUUGUUUUUCAAUGCUGACGUGAUUCUUUAUUUACAACAUGCAUUGUUAGAUCACUAAAAACGACGUCGCACCACACACCGCCGUCUCCUUUCCUGCGAGGCCGCGUCGACGACCCUUCUUUUCCGUUGUCGCGCCAUGUGUCCAGACGGGGUGCACCACAAGCGUCGCCGAUCGCGCGUCGUGGUUGACAGAGCGGACGAACCGACGCCGCUGGGCCAGCCAGCAACGUGCGCCGUCGGAAAAGAGAAAACAGGCCGGCUUUCCCGAACCAUUUCGCACGGGCAUCCCUGUCCGUUUGCGACUUAGCCGUCGCGCCCUCGGCGCGGCAUCUCGCGCACUUCGUCGCCCGGCUGAGAGCUUCCGGCACGAGAGAAAGAUGGAGGCAGUAGAACGACAUUAAAAGGCGUUAAAAACCUGGCGAGCAUAAAGCGUUUCAGACCGCCACUCGAAGAAAAUGGGACCCCAUCUGGUUAAUCGCAACUCGUUUUAAAAAGAAAAAAAAAAAAAAAAAAGAAAAGGCUCGAA
This is a messenger RNA of Ixodes scapularis (black-legged tick), 4108 nucleotides long. Its product is annotated as coiled-coil domain-containing protein 134. The record is from RefSeq and is a predicted model, not a curated record. The coding region runs from base 240 to 902 and encodes 220 amino acids. NCBI's taxonomy places the organism in Eukaryota, Metazoa, Arthropoda, Arachnida, Ixodida, Ixodidae. The transcript has 6 exons.